UAUUCUGUGUCAGUUUAAUAACUUUUAUUUUUUUGGGAAAUGAGAUUUCAAACAAAUCACUGAGUUCUCUCUCUCUUUCACAUUUAUUGCAUUUUUUUUAAUUUCACUCACUCAUUCACUCACUCUCCUAGGGUUUUCACUUCUCUUUGCAAAUUCUGCUCUUUUCCUCUUUGUGUUCUGCUAAUUUAUGCCUUUCCUCAUAUGUCACAUUCAUCUCUUUUUCUUUGAUUAAGUCCUCUUCAGAACUUCAAUGUUGGAAAAGAUUGUGCAUGCAAAAUCUGAUCUUUCUAUGUUUUAUGUCAAAGAUUUGAUCGAAAAAGUUUAAAGUAUUGGGUUGAGUUUAGGAAUUAGGAUAGUUUGUUUUUGAAAGGUGAGGUGGUAAAGUAUGGAUUUUUUGAAGAUAAAAAAAUUUAGAAAAUCUCAGAAAGCAGACAUAAAAAAAGAUUUGGCAGAGAAGGCAGUGUUGGAGCCUGACGAACUGAAGCCUAAUAGUGGUGGUCCUGAUCAGUGUAAAUCAGAAAAUGCAGAUUCUGCCGGUGAUGCUGAGGAUGACGAUGAUUUUAUUACAAAUGAGGUAAAGAGGAGGCUGAAGGAAUUGAGAAGAAACAGUUUUAUGGUGUUGAUUCCUGAAGAAGAUUCGUGUCUGGAGGAAGGGGAGGAUGAAGAGGAUGAGGGUGAGGCGGUCUCAAAUGAAUGGAGGGAUGUGGAGGCAGAAGGUCAGCAAUGGUGGCGAGGUUUUGAUGCUGUUUUUGAAAAGUACUGUGAAAGAAUGCUAUUCUUUGAUCGGAUGAGCGUGCAACAUCUUAGUGAAAUUGGAAAAGGUUCUCAGAACACUUCAACUCCAUCUCCAUCUCCACGAUCUACAUCAAAGAAGCUGGCUUCUCCCCUUCGUUGUCUUUCUUUGAAAAGAUUUGAAGAGCCUGACGAUGAGACUGAACAUCUUCAACAUCCCGAGAACAAUCCCUACCAGGAUAUUGAAACGGCUUAUGUUGGUCAAAUUUGCUUGACUUGGGAGGCUCUUCAUUGCCAAUACUCUCAUAUGAGUUAUAAGAUAUCUUGGCAACAUGAAAAUCCCACGUGUUACAACCGUAGUGCACAGGAGUUUCAACAGUUCCAGGUUCUAUUGCAAAGGUUUAUUGAAAAUGAACCUUUCGAGCAGGGCCUUCGACCUGAAAUUUAUGCUCGCACAAGGAAUACUUUGCCUAAACUGCUUCAGGUCCCUAAUAUACGAGGUUCAGAUCAUGAAUUAACAGAUGAUUCAGAUAUGAGAGUUCUUGCUCCAGAUCUUAUCGGGAUAAUUGAAAACUCUAUCCUUACUUUCCACCUUUUCCUGAAAAGGGACAAGAAAAAGUCAAGUGGCGUUAGCAACCUGUUUGGAAAUCAGAAUCAGCUUGCAACUCCUCUACAACAGGUUCAGUCUACUCUUGAGAAGAAAGUGGUGAAACUGAAGGAACUGCGAAGAAGGAAGAAGGGUUGGAGAAAAAAUUCGUGGCCCCAAAAGCACGAGGACAUUCAACUAUUGCUUGGCCUGAUCGACGUGAAAAUCAUAUCGAGGGUUCUGAGAAUGACAAGGAUGACUAGAGAACAACUGUUUUGGUGUGAAGAAAAGAUGAAAAAACUUGAUUUAUCAAAUAGUAGGUUAGAGAGGGAUCCAUGUCCCAUUCUAUUCCCUUGCUAAUUGCAAUCUUUAGUUCUUUCUGCUAUGAAUGGUAAUUAUGUAUGAGUAUGACAAUGAAAGCCUUUUCUGCUAUAUCAAAUGUAUUAUUUUUCUGUCAUAUUUGUGAGUUUCUAGGUUGUUUUUUGUUGUAUAAUUCUGGUUAUAACAAAAAGUGUCAAAGAUUAUUCUUGUUGCUUCUUAGAUUUAUGAUA
Cicer arietinum (chickpea) is the source of this 1869-nucleotide messenger RNA. The record is from RefSeq and is a predicted model, not a curated record. NCBI's taxonomy places the organism in Eukaryota, Viridiplantae, Streptophyta, Magnoliopsida, Fabales, Fabaceae.